AUGCCUACACCAACCCAAAGCAUUGACGAGCUCAUUGCCGCCCUCGAGGCUAUCGACUUCUCCAGCAUGCUGGAAACUCCACAAGACUCGUGGCCACAUGACAACGAAGACCAUUGCAACCAAGGUGAGCGGUUGAGUGUCAGCUCCGUCAUCGACGAGGACGACGACGCGCCGUUCUCCGUGGCAUUCACGAUGCACGGCAUUCAGAGCUCAUGGCGGGACGAAGUUGUCGGCAGUGACUGGCUGCAUAACUCGAAGCGGAUGUUCGUGCGAGGCUUGGACUGGUCGUACAAGAUGUUGUGCGAAUCGCAUCUCAUGCCGCUCAUGCAAUGCGCCAUCAACAUGCAUGGUGCAUUGCUGCCUUGA
Messenger RNA from Aphanomyces astaci, 366 nucleotides. RefSeq lists its product as hypothetical. The record is from RefSeq and is a predicted model, not a curated record. NCBI's taxonomy places the organism in Eukaryota, Oomycota, Saprolegniomycetes, Saprolegniales, Verrucalvaceae. Bases 1 to 366 code for a protein of 121 amino acids. The transcript has a single exon.